Symbiodinium natans is the source of this 4980-nucleotide messenger RNA. The record is from the annotation of a GenBank genome assembly. Lineage: Eukaryota; Dinophyceae; Suessiales; Symbiodiniaceae.
AUGUUUCGCCAGCUCCAAAGAAAAGGAUGGAAAAACUUCGUCUUCAGAGCCGCCUGUAAGCGCGGAGCUGAUGUCGACCUUGUUCCCCUGGUAGUGCAACUUAGCGAACCAGGCCCCACGCCGCAGCCUUUCACAUUAUGGGCCAAGGUUGCUCCGCCGCGUCAGGUCAAUUGUAAACAGCGCCAGAUCAAAGGCGGCGCCAUCCCCUUUUUCGACAAAACCAGCAUUUUGGACCCAGUGCAGGUCUCCACGACCGCGCCGCAGAAUCACGAACCGCCCACCGCAACUGCUCAAGAUGACAGUAAAGAGCCACCUCCUGCGCCGAAGAGGAUCCGCACCAAGGGCACCACGCUCCGUCCUCAACCCCGUGACGGCGAUUGCCUGUAUCACAGUUUCAGUGCAGCUCUGAAAUGGCUUACCAAGCGUAAAGAUUAUGAGGCCCCACAUCCUCAUGAACUCCGCGCUCGCAUGGUUGACCAUCUGAAGCGUUAUGAGGACCAGUACCGAAUUCAUUGGGAAAGUGCCGGCAAAAUCGGUCCUACUGGUGAUGCGUUAGACAAGUGGGAGACCUUCCUCAGCCAGGUCUCCAAGCCCGGCGCCUACGCUGGCGAGGCAGAGCUCCGCGCUUUGUGCCGCAUUUAUGAUGUACGCAUCAUUAUUGUGCCGGAAGAUGCCAACUUUCAUGUGUGUGCCUAUCACCGCAAAGCUUCCAAGAAACGAACAGCGGCAAUUUUCUACACCGACAAACACUUCGACUUCUUAGAACCCGAUGACAAGAGCUAUCCAAGUGACAUCCUUGACAUCAACGUUGACCCCACGGGAGGAUUCCUCGUUGGCGGUGACCCUGCGGCUUCUGACGGUGGAACAGUUUUCACCAAAUCCACUGCCAAGCGCAGCAGCAGCAGCAUUGUUGCCUCCACCACUUGGACGCGGCCGACCAGCCCAGCCAAGAGAGGCUCCACUAAGGUUUCCACGGGGCCUGCCACCACCAAAAGGGCAAGGCCCAUAAAGUCCCAGCGUGGUAGCAUCAUGUCCGAGGUUGCACCGGUCAUCGUUGCCGAAGACCCAGACGGCGAGCGGCAAACAUCAACGCCCACGCCAGCGCAGCUUAGGAUGCGCAGGAUAGUCUACAACAAAUUGCCGGCAUCGGGGUUGUUCAAGUGUAGCCUUUGUGCGUUUGUCCGCAAGGCAAACAAUCAGGCGCAGUACUCCGAAAUCCGGUAUAGACACUCGAUGCAGUACCAUAAUGGUGCCGGCUUGCCAGGACGGGCAAAACGGAAACAAGUCAUCUCCAAGGUCGAAGCAGGCAAGUCGUACGCGUGGCGUUGCAACUUUUGCGACCAGGGGAUUCUCAGCGGCGUCCGUGCGCAAAUCUCCAAAGGAACCUUGAAAGAUGUCAAGCGCAAGCAUCGACGUGCGGCGCACCCGCGAGUGACUGAUAAAGUCUGGCAAAAGGCCAAUAAUUGCUCUCGCCAAGCCACGCGCAUCCUCAGCAUCAACCGCUUCGCUGCUGCCAAAUGCCGCGAUGACAUGGAGCUGAUUAAAAAGGGACACAGCAAGUUCAGUUGGCCCCUGGCAAAGAAGCACGACAUCCCAGAGGAGAUGUUCGACUCCAUCUUCACCGGGGCGGAGAGCGCCCUCACAGUGCUGGCCAUGCAGGAGGUUGAUGUUGGAACACUCGCCAGUCAAGCGGUCCACCGUGAAUGGAAGGUUUUGGUAAUAUCCUUCUAUGGCUUUCCUGAUGACCGCCAUGCAACUGGAGAAGCCCUUGAUGAAAUUCACACCGCCAUACGCCUUUUUGGAGGCCCGUGCAUCAUCCUCGGAGACUUCAAUCUUCAGAUUGACGAAGGCCGAGUUAGGGAAAUGCUGAUGGAUGGACGACUCAAAAGCUUGGAUGAGGAUUUCCUUUUUCAACAACUUCCUAACACCGGUCCCACAGGCACACGGCGCAUUGACUACGCGUUGUCCAGUCGAUGCUUUGCUGCAAGUGCUUUCCGCCAUUUUCCCGGUUUAGGGGAUCACGUAGUUCCUGUGUACGAUAUUGCCCAGAUCACUGCUCAUGGUCAAUACGUACUUCCUCAGCGGCCCCCUGUCACCCGUGAAUGUCCCAAGACGAUUGAAUGCCUGUUCCAGCAGUGUUGGGAUGAUACUGUCUUCCAAGAACACCUUAAUAUGGAACGGCUUGAUAACGCCUGGGCCAACUUGUCACGUGCGGCUGAACAGGCGUUGUGUGAGCAGCCCGAAAAGGGCAUCCGCCGUGACGAGGCUUUCUCUCCGCAAUCUGCUGCACCAAAGAAACAACGUAUUGGCGCCAAAGGCCACGAGUCUGCAACGCUACAGCGCCUCAGACGGCUCAGCUAUCGUCUGCACCAGCUGGCCCGGAAUCCCAAUGAUCCACCACUUCGAAUGCGCAUUAAAAAGUCCUUGACAGGCAUUCGUGCCAAGGGCAUCGAUAUCCCCUUUCAAAGUUUUGACAAUUUAGAACUGUUGUGCCCUUCUGUUGAUAGCAUGGUGCAGGAGUUUGAGCAGCAGGAGAAAAGUAUCGCCAUAAGCAGGUGGCGAGCCCACACACGAAGCAAUCUCAAUGCCCAAAUAGCCUGGGUCAAGCGACGGGCUGACGAAACUCUCGACUUUGAGAAGCCCUACCAGGCGGUGCAAGAUGCCCCACAGGCCCCCGAUGUAAAUUUGACCAUCGAUGCAGAAUCAUUGCGCGCCGCUAAUAAGGCGAUGUUUGGCAAAGCUCCUGGGCCGGACUCCUGGCUGCCUGAACACCUUCAUCGGCUGCCUGAAACUUUUUGGAAUGCGGCAGCAAGACUAUGGAACAAAGCGCUGGCCUUGGGCCAACUCCCCAAGCGUUGGACCGAAUCCACGGUCACCUUGAUACCAAAGAAAACGGAUGAGUCAAGACCCAUCUGUUUGGCAUGCAUCAUGUGGAGAUGCGGGGCACGAGUCCUCGCCCGAUGUCUCCGCCCUUGGCUCAUGAGUUUUGUCGAUGAGAGGUCCUUUGGUGGUGCCCCUGGUAAAAGCGUAACCGAUGCACACCUCAAAGUCCUUCAAGCGCUAGAUGACGGUGUCUCUGAAUUCAUUUUCGAAGACCUCACUGCCUUCUUCGAUUCGUUGACGAUGCCCGUGCUCGAACCCAUCCUCGCGCACCUGCGAGCUCCGAGGCAGAUCAUCAGCAUUAUUAAAGCCUAUUAUCUCGCACCCAUGCGUUUGUUUCGCUACAAAGAUGCAGUCCAGCCUGCAUGGCACAAGUCCACCGCCGGCGUCAUGCAGGGGUGCCCAUUAUCACCCAUGUUGGCACUUUGUGUUGGACACAUAUGGGCCCAACAUGUGGCCUCGGAUCAUGCAGAACCGCUGUGUUAUGUCGAUGACAGGCUACUGUGGCUCAAACCAGGGGCCCAUGACCUGUCUGCUUUCAGGGCCGCGCUGGAUCGCAGCUCGCGCUUUGAUAAGGCGUGCGGGUUACAAUGCCGACCAAGCAAAUGCGCUUGGAUCUCAAAGCCGGGAAGCGCAACCAUGGCACGCCUUGCACGUGACAAAGGUUAUCCACACAUGCAGGAGCUGCCCAUGCUUGGGGUCCGCCUUGACCUCACCAGUGGCAAUGGGGCCCCCCUUAAACUUGACCUUCACAAGGCCCUGCACCGACUGCGGGCUGUCAAGAGCAUUGGCUCUGUUGCGAGCGAGAAGUCUUUACUCAUCCGUACGUUAGUUUUCUCCAUGGCGUUUUGGUGCGCUGGUGUUGCCCAAGUCGACAAAGCAGGUGGAGCCAAAGAGCUGAUGGGUCGUUUAAGAUGGCGAGCCACGGAAGGUGGCAACUCUAUCCAGCGCGUCGAUGAUCAGGGCAGGCCCAGAAUUUUCCGCUUUGGAUGGGAUAACUUCUGCAUCCUCGAGGCUUGGCUUUCGGAGCAUCAUAGGGCCAUCGCUGUCCAGGAAUGCGGGCGAAUCCGACAGUCCUUUCAUAGGCAAGAUCCCAGCUUGGCCCGUGGCCUUGAUCUACCGCAGCCGCCAGCACGAUCACGCUUUGACUUUUCAGCCCAUCGUAUUGUUCACGAGUCCCACGGCUCGAUUGCAUUGCACCGAGCUGCCGCGGCUUCCGGGGGAAGUUUCUGGUACCACCAACCGGCCCAGCGCAGAAGGCGGACAGAUCACCUUCAGGAACAAUGCAUGUGCGGGCUGGGCAAACCGUCGCGCCCACACUUAACGUGGAACUGCGACGCUACCAGUCAGCUGCGCCAUGGCUUUCGCAUGCCCGUGCAUCGUGCAGAGGAACGCUUAUUUGCCACGCAAAUAGACGAGUUUCCUCCAGCCCCAUCCGAGGUGGGUUUAGCCUCGCUUCAACAAUCUGUCGCGCAAGCCCUUCACAAAGCUUUGAGUUGCGCAAAGGGCGACCCUGUGCUUGUGGCCACAGAUGGAUCGUCUAAACAUUCUAUCUCUGCAUUUGCCAUAGUCAUUCGGGCGAGCCCGACGCCCGUUAAGUUUGCAGCGGGUCAUGCAGGUGAAGACCAAACCAGUUUUCAAGCGGAAUGCCAGGCCCUCCUCGCUCUGACCUUAGCCGCGGUACGAGCCGCCGAAAGGGGUAUCCAAGGACGAAUCAUCGUCCUGUGUGACUGCCAAGCUGCCAUCCGGCACGCAACUUCCAUCCCUGAGAGUCUUGCGUUGCCCCUUAUGGCGGCGUCAAUCCAGGGUCAUUUGCGCCGCGCAGCCCUUUUGGGCGUUCACUGUGAGAUAGUCUGGGUCCCAUCCCAUGGCAAAAAACCUUCCUGGGUAGGGCCACCUGGGAUAGAUGUUGAAGUGUGCCGUCGUUUAAAUAACGAUGCAGACCACGAGGCUGGCAGCCUCAUGGAACGACGCCGGUCGGACUCUGAACGCAACCGGUGGUUCCACACUCUGGAGCAAGCCAGACAAUGGACCACCGGAGCCAUUCGCAUCUCUGCUAUGGCAUCUGAGCAGUACCUACAAUUCCUGACCGAAGGGUGA